AUGCCAAAUGUUAUUGCGGGUUUGAUGAUACUUAGCGACUCGGGCCGUAACCAUGACCCGACAAAGUCUCCCGCUCAAGCUUUAUUAAGAAUUGAUGCCGAAGUUAUGUCUGCUCAUUUGGGUGUUCUUGACUCCAUUGAGGCUGCUAUAUCCGGAGGCUUUAUUUGCUAUCACAAAUUCCGUGACCAGAUCCCAUUCUAUAUUGAAGUAUCUCAAGCCAAAAUGAUUAAUCUAAUGGCUUGCAAGCUUCCUCAUCUCGAGCAUAUAUUCUGA
Sclerotinia sclerotiorum 1980 UF-70 is the source of this 273-nucleotide messenger RNA. RefSeq lists its product with no specific name. Bases 1 to 273 code for a protein of 90 amino acids. The record is from RefSeq and is a predicted model, not a curated record. The transcript has 2 exons. NCBI's taxonomy places the organism in Eukaryota, Fungi, Ascomycota, Leotiomycetes, Helotiales, Sclerotiniaceae.